Molecule: messenger RNA, 1062 nt
Organism: Fragaria vesca subsp. vesca
Lineage: Eukaryota; Viridiplantae; Streptophyta; Magnoliopsida; Rosales; Rosaceae
Exons: 7
Coding region: 154-1062 (302 amino acids)
Molecular function (GO): protein binding
Source: RefSeq, a predicted model, not a curated record
AAAAACACCACGUACGUCUACAGCCUCUCUCAAUCUCUCUUUGAAGGUUGUAAUUCUCUUCUGGGUCCUCAGAUAGUCAACACGGGUAGUCAUCUUGAAUCUUGAAGCAAUCCAUAAUAUAUAUAAGUUUGGAUUGAUCUGAAGUUUUCUCCCAUGGGAAAGCUUAACUUGAAAAAAAAAGAUGGGGUUGUGAGAUCAAUUUCAGAUUCACCACCAACUCAUUACUCCCUAGAAAUUCAGUUGUUUUCGUUGCUCAGUGCAAAGUACUCAGAGAAUGGAUAUGAAUCAAAGGUGUUUAAAGCUGGAGGAUACAAAUGGAAACUGGUGUUUCACCCAAAUGGAAACAAAAAGAGGAAUGUAAAAGACCACAUCUCCCUCUACUUGGUAACAGUUGGAGUUGCAGAUGAUUCACUAGAUAGUAAUUGGGAAGUAUAUGUUGAUUUCAGAUUGUUUCUGCUCGAUCAGAAUAAGCUAAACUACUUGGUUUUUGAUGAUGCUUCUACAAAGAAGACAUGCAUUCAUGGGGCGAUGCGUAGUGUGGGUUUCGAUAAACUUAUCCCUCUUAAAGAAUUUACUGAUGUUUCCAAUGGAUUUCUGGUCGACGACACAUGUGUGUUUGGAGCUGAGGUCUUUGUUUGUAAAGAAAGAAGAAAAGGCAAAGGUGAAUGCCUAGAAAGGAUGAAAAAACCCUCUGUAUGCAAACAUGUUUGCAAGGUUGAGAAUCUUUCAAAGUUAGGCGCUGGAGGUUAUCGCUCUGAACCAUUCACUGCUGGGGGAUAUAAUUGGAAGGUAGUGCUUUAUCCUGAUGGAAAUGGCGAUGGCACGGGUAGUCAUCUUUCUCUGUUUUUGGAAUGUGCUGGUCAUCCCCUUCCCACUGGCUGUGAACUACUUGUGGACUUUAAAUUAGGCGUCCUAGAUCAAAUUCAUCAUCAGCAUCAUCAUACUUAUAGUGGUAAAGAUUGGCCUAAUGUUUUGUAUAACAAUGGCAAUGGGUUUUUGAAGAAUGACGCUUGCUUUGUGGAAGCAGAGGUGACCGUCCAUGGACUUUCUAAAUCACUGUAG